Grammomys surdaster is the source of this 1799-nucleotide messenger RNA. Its product is annotated as alpha-N-acetylgalactosaminide alpha-2,6-sialyltransferase 1-like. The coding region runs from base 104 to 1681 and encodes 525 amino acids. The record is from RefSeq and is a predicted model, not a curated record. Gene Ontology annotation, molecular function: alpha-N-acetylgalactosaminide alpha-2,6-sialyltransferase activity. Lineage: Eukaryota; Metazoa; Chordata; Mammalia; Rodentia; Muridae. The transcript has 9 exons.
AGGGCAGGGCUCCCUCACCCUCACCUGAAUGAGGAAGUGAUGUAACUGCUGCUUCAAGAGGCUCGCUCUCAUCAUACAUGCUUUUAGGGACCAGCCAUCCACCAUGAAGAGCUACUGUGGAGGACUGUCCCAGAAGCAAGGUUUCCUGUUUUUGGCUGUGUUGACACUGAUCUUUAUUCUGCUCACCUUUGUUAAGGAGCCAAGCACAAAGGAUUCCAGGUACCAUUUUAUACAGAACAAUGAAUCAAGUCCACAAGAGAUUCUACAAAAGGCCAAACCUAAAGGACCCAUAAUGACACUGCCACCCAUAGUUCACAACAAGGAGACAACAUCUGUCAGGACAAAGGAGGUGGACCUGAAGAAACAGAAGAGAAAGGCAGCUGGAGGAGAGGGGGAGGAGAAGAGGAAGCUGGAUCCCAUAAGGCCAGCACCAGAGAAUCCUCAGAGCAAGGCAGAGCCUGCUGCAAAGACACCUGUUCCAAAACGUCUGGACAACCUAUCGAGAGAUACAGGAGCACUGUCAACAAGGAAGCAACCGAUGGCCACAGGAUCUGUCCCAGUCAAGAAGAAAGUGGUCCAGGCCACCUCAUCCCCUGCCUCUUUUCCACACCCCACCACACAAAAAAGCCAAAUGCUGAAGGCCUCUAACUUCAAGUCUGAGCCUCGGUGGGAUUUUGAGAAGGACUAUAGCAUGGAUGUGGGCAGCCUACAGACGACCUGCCCCGACUCUGUGAAGAUCAAGGCCUCCAAGUCACCAUGGCUACAGAAUCUCUUUCUGCCCAACAUCACUCUGUUCCUGGACUCUGGACACUUCACCCAGAGCGAGUGGAGCCGUCUAGAGCACUUUGCACCGCCCUUUGGCUUCAUGGAGCUCAAUCAGUCCCUGGUACAGAAGGUGCUGACCCGCUUCCCUCCGGUACUCCAGCAGCAGCUCCUCCUGGCAAGCCUCCCCACUGGGUACCUCACAUGUAUCACCUGUGCUGUAGUGGGCAAUGGGGGCAUCCUGAAUGAUUCUCGUAUGGGCCAAGAGAUAGACAGCCAUGACUAUGUUUUCCGACUGAGUGGAGCCGUUGUCAAAGGAUAUGAACAGGAUGUGGGGACCCGCACGUCCUUCUAUGGCUUCACUGCCUUCUCCCUGGUCCAGUCUAUCCUCAAUUUGGGUAGUCGAGGUUUCCAGCAUGUGCCUCUGGGGAAGGACAUCAGAUAUCUACACUUCCUGGAAGGCGCCCGGGACUAUGAGUGGCUAGAAGCUAUGUUUUUGAAUCAGACCAUGGCAAAAACCAAACUUUACUGGUUCAGGCAUAGACCUCAGGAAGCCUUCCGGGAUGCUUUGGACAUGGAUCGAUACUUGCUGCUGCACCCAGACUUUCUCCGUUACAUGAAGAACAGGUUUCUGAGGUCAAAGACCCUGGACUCUGUCCGCUGGAGAAUAUACCGCCCCACCACUGGGGCACUCCUGCUGCUUACAGCCCUUCAUCUCUGUGACAAGGUGAGCGCCUAUGGAUUCAUCACCGAGGGCCAUGAGCGUUUCUCUGACCACUACUAUGACAGAACGUGGAAGCGGCUCAUCUUUUACAUAAACCAUGACUUUACGUUAGAGAGAACAGUCUGGAAGCGUUUGCAUGAUGAAGGUAUCAUCUGGCUGUACCAGCGCCCACAAAGUGACAAAGCAAAGAACUGACCAGGGCCUAGAGUCAAGGGUUUCCCUCCAUCACUAUCAACACAGGAUGUAAGGGUUCCUCACACACUCCUUCCUCCCUGUUUUCCCUGAUUCAAAUCUCCUCCACACCCUUCCAGAG